UACCCAAAACGUUAUUAUUUAAUAAUCACAUUGUAAUGUGCAUUAUAUUAUUAUGCGUUUCAUAACGGCGACGGGUGCGGGACGUGUGCCCGUCGAGGCCGCUGCCGACCGGACUUCGGGAUAGUGUGUGCUCCGACAACGCGUACGACCGGUCCGAUUGAGCCGAAGAAAUGACGGAACAACACCGCAACAACAUACGAAUAGCCGAGCCGCCGCGCCAUGCCAUCAUGGCACUGAAGUUCGUACUCGUGUACUUUGUCGUCGCCACCGUCUCUACUGAUCGUUUAUUGGACUUGACCGCGUCCAAGAUCGAGAUGAUGCCGAACAACACGAUCCAAUACUUGCAAUUUGAAAAUGUAUCAUUCAAUGUUACGGAUUUUACGAUCUGCACGUGGAUAAAAAUGUUGAAUUUUACACACACACAAACCAUAAUCCACCUCACAGGAAAYAAAAAAGAGUCGUUGUUGUUGUGGCGGAUGCACGUUCACCCCAAAGAAACCAUGAGARUGACGAUCAAAAACCGUCUGGUGGCCUCGGAAAGCAUGCAACUGACCAGAGGACAGUGGCACCACGUGUGCUUCCAGUGGAAAAGUUUGACCGGCGUUUGGGCGACGUUCGUCAACGCCAAAAUCCAUUCGGUUGGGCAAAUACCUAUCGUCGGCAAUGACACAAUCUCAUCGAAUGCGUGGAAUCUGCACGGAAGAGGCACAGGAACAGUUGGCGACGACAGCGCGCCCUGUCGGAACGGUUGGCAAGCAUAUGGAGUGUACUUGAGCGGCCYGGUURCGACAGCAGUGGACGCGGCCAAAGCGACCAAGGUGGCCAAGGCGACCGUCAAGCUGUCGACGAACGCGACCAUCACGUCCGCAAGGACAAAAAGUAACAGCAAGCGGCAAGCGGUGUUCGACUCGGACACGGACGACACGGCGUCUGGCGGCGCCGGCCAAUCCAAAUCAUUUCAGUGGUUAAGCAAGUCAUUCGCAUUCAUAAAACGCAUGUUCACGUUCGUCAUCAUACCGUUCUUCAAGUUCGUGCGGAACACGUUCUUCCAGACCCGUUCGUUGGACGAUACGGUGGUGGACGUGAGCGAAACGCACCUGAGCGAAGUCAAGUUUGAGCCACCGUCGUCCGUGGCCACAGCCACGGUGGCUGCCAGUGAGUCGACCUCAAGCGACGACAGUGAAAACAAUGUCAACCGCCGAUCAUCGCCGUCGUCCAAGCGGGAAACGGACGAUGACAGCCGUUGUGGUGACACGCGACUCAACGACGACCGUGUGACGGCGGCCGACCUAGUGGCCGCAGGGUCGGCGCCGACGGUGGCCGUUGACGACGCGCUCUCGCCAAACGCCAAGAGGUACUUGCGGAUGGUCAGCGACGGCCUGAACGACGUGGGCGUAAACGCGGCGUUCGUCAAGCGGGCGUUCGCGUGUUGCCGACGCGGCCCAUUCGAUCCGCGGGCCGACGUCGCGGUGAUCGACUGGGAUAGGACCGAGGCCCACGCGCACGACGUUAUCGUGUCGCCACACGUCUGCGGACGGUAUUGACCUGAUGCAGCUCUCGCCUCUUCCUUUUUCYACCCCGACCCCACCCUUAUACUUUUCGCCCUGUUUUCAUCGUCCCGGCGACGACGCGCCACGUCUGGUUAUAAUUAUAUUGUUUUUUUUUUAUUAUUAUUAUUGUCCCGUAUAUAGACUCUUUGAUCGUAUGUAUACGUAUAUGGCGUCCGAAAAUCU
This is a messenger RNA of Diuraphis noxia (Russian wheat aphid), 1733 nucleotides long. RefSeq lists its product as uncharacterized. The record is from RefSeq and is a predicted model, not a curated record. NCBI's taxonomy places the organism in Eukaryota, Metazoa, Arthropoda, Insecta, Hemiptera, Aphididae.